AUUUCUUCUUGUGCACAUAUCUCGUCCAUCUUAAACUAUUCAUAAUGUUCAAGAUCCUCGCUCUCAUUGCCUGCCUGGCUAUCGUCGCCUCGGCCCAGUACCAUGGAGUGCCCGAGCACAAGGAUUACCACGAUCAUCCCAAGUACAAGUUCGAGUAUGGCGUAAAGGAUCCCCACACCGGUGACCACAAGACCCAGUGGGAAGUGCGCGAUGGCGAUGUCGUCAAGGGACAGUACACGCUGCACGAGGCCGACGGUACCGAGCGCGUGGUUGACUACAAGUCGGACGGUCACAACGGAUUCGAGGCUGAUGUCAAGAAGGUCGGACACGCCCACCACCCGAGCCAUCCGGUCCAUGCACCAGUCCAUCAUGCCCCAACUCACGCCCCAGUGCAUGUGCCGGAGCAUCAUGUCCACCACGGAUACUCGGGCGCCAGCUACGUCAACGUCGAUAAGCAGGCGAGUGCUGCAGAAAGGUAUCAGUUUCACAUUAGCCUUCACGUCGUCAACAUUCAAAGCAGCAAAUUAGCAGCAAAAAUGUUCAAAAUCAUCGCUCUCGUUGCCUGUCUGGCUGUGGUUGCUUCCGCCCAGUACUACGGAGGAGAACACGGUCUCAGCGGAUACGCUCAUCAUCACGAGGAGCCCAAGGACUACUACGCGUACCCGAAGUACAAGUUUGAGUACGGUGUGAAGGAUCCCCACACCGGCGACCACAAGAGCCAGUGGGAAGUGCGUGAUGGUGAUGUCGUCAAGGGACAGUACUCGCUGCACGAGGCCGACGGUACCGAGCGCGUCGUCGAGUACAAGUCGGACAAGCACAGCGGUUUCGAAGCCGUCGUGAAGAAGGUCGGCCAUGCCCAUCACCCGCAGGUGUACGGUGGACACCACUACUAGGAACCUUUGCUGCCGUGCUCCUUCGUUCUACGAAGGAGGUUUAGUCCAAAUGACCUGUCCGCUGCAUCUGGCCUACGUUAGAGCUGGAGCAUUUUUUCCUAACCCCGAAUGUGAUAUCUAAACUGAGCUCAACUCAAACCUCUACAAGCCUAAAGAAACACCCAGAAAUAUAGUACUGAAACU
Messenger RNA from Anopheles merus, 1076 nucleotides. RefSeq lists its product as uncharacterized. Bases 45 to 893 code for a protein of 282 amino acids. The transcript is spliced from 4 exons. Lineage: Eukaryota; Metazoa; Arthropoda; Insecta; Diptera; Culicidae. The record is from RefSeq and is a predicted model, not a curated record. Gene Ontology annotation, cellular component: extracellular matrix.